This is a messenger RNA of Suillus discolor, 699 nucleotides long. RefSeq lists its product as uncharacterized. Gene Ontology annotation, cellular component: PcG protein complex; transcription regulator complex. The record is from RefSeq and is a predicted model, not a curated record. Lineage: Eukaryota; Fungi; Basidiomycota; Agaricomycetes; Boletales; Suillaceae. Gene Ontology annotation, biological process: regulation of transcription by RNA polymerase II. Gene Ontology annotation, molecular function: DNA-binding transcription factor activity, RNA polymerase II-specific; RNA polymerase II cis-regulatory region sequence-specific DNA binding. The transcript has 4 exons. The coding region runs from base 1 to 699 and encodes 232 amino acids.
AUGCCAAAGAUCUAUGUUUGCUCUACUGGGGGGCCUGGCUGCAGCCAAACUUUUGACAGGCACGUCGACCUCAAGAGACACGAAGCCAUACAUCCAAAAAAUAAGUACAUCUGCACCUGGCCUGGGUGUAACUUUGCGACACUGAUUAAAAAAAGCUAUGACAUCCAUUCCGAUAAACAUGCGGGCGAGCAACGCCACAACUGUCCUCACGAUGAUUGUGACUUUAAAACCCACAAUCCUUCCCUGCUCACGGCCCACUGCAAAAACAUACAUAAGCAUGUUCCUUUGCCGCGCAGUCAAGUUGUAUGCCCUGUAAUAGGAUCAUACAAGGCCCACUCGUCGUCCCAGCCUACAGUACAGUCGCUCCCCCCUGCACAGCUCCUGCCCUUUGGCUACCCAUACGAACCCCAAGUCAUGCAACCGGAGCCUAUGCCACCCCGACCCAUGCAAUUCCACCCCGCCCAAUACCAACACCAACCCGAACCCACUCAAUACGAAGCCCAAGUCAUGCAACCCAUGCCCAUGCAAUUUAACCCCGCCCAAUACCAAUACCAACUCGAACUUGCUUGUUACAAACCUCGAGUCAUGGAACCGGAACCCAUAUCACCCCGACCCAUGCAAUUCCAUCCUACCCAAUACCAACCCGAGCUUGCUCAAUAUGAACCCCAAGUCGUGGAACCGGAACCCAUUCCACCCUGA